Molecule: messenger RNA, 1438 nt
Organism: Phoenix dactylifera (date palm)
Lineage: Eukaryota; Viridiplantae; Streptophyta; Magnoliopsida; Arecales; Arecaceae
Product: epoxide hydrolase 1-like
Molecular function (GO): catalytic activity
Source: RefSeq, a predicted model, not a curated record
AGGAUCUUCAUCAUGUAUAUUCCAAAAAAAAUAGGUUGUCACUAAAUUUAACUAUUAUAGAUCCAUCAUUUUGUGCAUCAAUCUUUACCAGGUGUUAGCGAAAGAUUGGUGUAUAGACUGAGGAGGGUCCAGGUUCAAGGUACCUGUGGCGGCAUCGACAAUGAUGGGAAGUAUGAGGUUCCACGGGUUGGUCAGGUUUUUCGGUCUUGAAGCUCCUCCUCCAGAUUUCAUCAGCAUCUUGUCCUCUCGAGUCUUUCUCCUCUCCUCCAACCACCGGAAAUUCCAGCAGGAAAUGGAGAAGAUAGAGCAUUCUUAUCUGAACAUCAGAGGCCUCCGCAUCCACAUAGCCCACAUAGGCAAAGAGGAACUGGGGACUGUGGUGUUCCUCCAUGGGUUCCCAGAGAUAUGGUACUCCUGGAGGCAUCAAAUGAUUGCCGUUGCCGAAGCCGGAUUCCGAGCUAUUGCCCCCGACCUUCGUGGCUAUGGCCUCUCCGACCAGCCCCCAGAGCCAGAGAGCACCACCUGGGAGGACCUCGUCGCCGAUCUCCUUGGCAUCCUCGACUCCCUCUCCAUUCCCAAGGCUUUCAUGGUUGGGAAGGAUUUUGGAGCAAAACCAGCUUACGAAUUCGCCGUCUAUCACCCAGAUCGGGUGUCGGGUGUGAUUACCUUGGGAGUUCCGUUUGCGCCCAUAGGCUUUUCCUUCGAUGCCAUCCCCAAGGGUUUCUACAUAACGAGGUGGCGGGAGCCAGGCCGACCGGAGGCAGAUUUCGGUCGAUUUGAUGCCAAGAGAGUCGUCCGCACCAUCUACAUUCUCUUCUCUCGAAGCGAGCUUCCAAUAGCCGAGGAGACUCAGGAGAUCAUGGACUUGGCAGACUUAUCGACUCCUUUGCCUUCUUGGUUCGCCGAGGAAGACCUCGCAGCCUAUGCUGCUCUCUACGAGAAAUCUGGGUUCCGCUUUCCACUCCAUAUGCCUUACAGGACACUGCAUUUGGGGAUUAACAAUGCUGAUCCGAAAGUCCACGUCCCUGCGCUGCUGGUCUUUGGAGAGAAAGACUACGUUCUCAAGUUCCCGGGAAUGGAGGACUACAUCAGGAGUGGAACGGUGAAGCGCUUUGUCCCUGAUCUGGAGAUCAUAUUCAUGCCUGAAGGAAGUCAUUUUGUUCAGGAGCAGUUCCCGGACCAGGUGAACGAGCUUAUCAUCAAGUUCCUCAAGAACCACAUCUGAGCUAGACUGGAGGUAUGGAAUGGAGUACUUUGUGAUGUUAAAGCAGGAGGGCAUCUCUUUCUCUGCAAAGAUUUGUUUCUUGCAAGUAGUCUAUGCAAUUAAUAAACACUUGAAAUAAGCUGUGCUACUUUGUGAAAUUUAUGAUGAAUAGAUACUUUCGAUGAUGACCCUAAAUAAUCUAAGCCACAGACUUACAGUUGCUUAAAACCAUAA